AUGGUACUGGAGAAGAAUUUUGAGAAUCCCUUGGAAAACCAAACAAUACCAUUAAAAGGAAAAUGCAAACCUGGGAUGUGGCCUCCAGUCCCUAAUGGCUAUGUCUGGCAUAACACAUGGAAUCUGGUCUCCUGCAAUUUGUCUCAUUUCCACACAGAGCCAAAUGAAUGUUUGAAGGGAAAGCUCAUUUAUAUCUUGGGAGACUCUACAACCCAUCAGUGGAUAGAAUACUUCAUAAAGCACAUUAAAACACUAAAGUCUGUUGACCUCCAUGGAUUUGGGAAUCUCCGUCAUCAACUUGUUGUGGACUUGGAAAGGAAGAUCUCCAUUCAAUGGCAAAGACAUGGCUACCCCUUGAUUGGCUCAAGUGUUUAUUCAGCAAAAAAUAAUGAAUACCUAGUCCAUGCCAUUGACAGAAUUGAAGGAGACAGAAACACCAUUGUUGUCUUUACUCUGGGCCAGCACUUUAGGUUUUUCCCCAUUGAUGUCUUCACCCGACGAGCCAUCAAUGUCCACAAUGCCAUUGAACAUCUAUUCCAGAGAAGCCCAGAAACAAGAGUUAUCUUCAAGGCUGAAAAUACUAGGGAAAUUAAUAUUUAUUCUGAGUUAUUUAGUGAUUUUCAUGGCUAUAUUCAGUCUCUGGUUUUGAAAGACAUCUUCCAAGAUCUCAAUGUGGCUGUCAUUGAUGCCUGGGAUACAAAUAUUGCCUAUGGCACCAAUAAUGUCCACCCACCUGAAUAUGUAGUUGAGAAUCAGAUUAACACA
Molecule: messenger RNA, 765 nt
Organism: Dromiciops gliroides (monito del monte)
Lineage: Eukaryota; Metazoa; Chordata; Mammalia; Microbiotheria; Microbiotheriidae
Product: NXPE family member 4-like
Source: RefSeq, a predicted model, not a curated record